Messenger RNA from Pseudonaja textilis, 4236 nucleotides. It is a transcript of the gene DDR1, whose product is annotated as discoidin domain receptor tyrosine kinase 1. Gene Ontology annotation, cellular component: signaling receptor complex; plasma membrane. Gene Ontology annotation, molecular function: protein tyrosine kinase collagen receptor activity; ATP binding; collagen binding. Gene Ontology annotation, biological process: positive regulation of kinase activity; protein phosphorylation; cell surface receptor protein tyrosine kinase signaling pathway. NCBI's taxonomy places the organism in Eukaryota, Metazoa, Chordata, Lepidosauria, Squamata, Elapidae. The record is from RefSeq and is a predicted model, not a curated record.
UUAUGCAAAUCCCGGAUGAGAUCAGCCGCGAGCAACUGGCUCUGCCAACUCCGGAGCGGCGCUCCCUCCCUCGCCAGUCACGUGCCGCGGGGCAGCGGGACGCGGCGCUCUCGGCAGGGCCGGUUCCCACGUCUCCUCUCUCUCUCUCUCUCUCUCUCACACACACACACCCGUGUAACUCCCCACCGCCGCUCCUCGGCUGGAUACCCGCGGGCGGGCCGGGACCAAGAGCCGGAGGUGGUCUCGGCGGAAGGGAUUCCUGGCUUUUCCCAGCCGUUCGGGACCUGGUUGGAUUUGACGCCCCGCUGCUGCUGGAGAGAAGAGCCGAGGAAAAGGCAUGAAAGUUCAGCGAUCGAUGUAACCAGACCACCGGUCGAAGGCAGGAUGGGACCUGGCAUGCUUUGGUUUUUGCUGCUGGUCUCUGUGGGGACGUCGGAGUUGGAAGAGCACUUUGAUCCAGCUAAGUGUCGGUAUGCGCUCGGCAUGCAGGAUCGCGCCAUUCCAGAUGAAGCGCUCUCAGCCUCGAGUUCAUGGCAUGAUUCAACAGCGGCAAAACACAGCAGGCUGGGCCUGAGUGAGGGCGAUGGAGCUUGGUGCCCUGCAGGACCCGUCUACCCCAAUGACGCAGAGUACCUGGAGAUAGACCUGCGCCAGCUGCAUUUCCUAACCUUGGUGGGGACGCAGGGACGCCACGCAGGUGGCCAUGGCAAGGAAUUUGCUCGCUCUUAUCGGCUCCAUUACAAGCGGGAUGGCCAUCACUGGAUGUCUUGGCGUGACCGGUGGGGCAAUGAGGUGAUUUCAGGCAAUGAAAACACCAAUGAGGUGGUGUUGAAGGAUCUAGGACCUCCUAUCAUUGCCCGGUACAUCCGUUUCUACCCCCGUUCAGACCGUGUCAUGAGUGUCUGCUUGCGAGUGGAACUCUAUGGCUGUGUCUGGAAAGAUGGCCUUCAAUCCUAUACAGCCCCUUUAGGUCAGGUGAUGCCUUUGGCCCCGGAACUGGUCUACCUUAACGACUCCACGUACGACGGGUCCAGUGUCAGCAAGUUACAUUUUGGGGGUCUUGGCCAGUUGACGGAUGGAGUGGUGGGGCUGGAUGACUUCACCCAAACCAAAGAGUUCCGGGUUUGGCCUGGAUACGAUUAUGUGGGCUGGAGCAAAAUAUCUUUUCCUGACGGUUUCAUCAAGAUGGAGUUUGAGUUUGACCGACUCAGAUCCUUCACAUAUAUGAAGGUUCACUGCAGCAAUAUGCACACACGUGGCGUGGGGAUCUUCGAGCAGGUGGACUGCCUCUUCAAGCACAGCCUCGCCACAGCUUGGGAGCCUGUCCCUGUCUCCCGACAGCUUUCGGUGGAUGUCAGGGACCCCAGUGCCCGCUCUGUCACCAUACCACUGGAUGGACGAAUCGGCUUGUUUGUCCAGUGCCACUUUUACUUUGCCGCCGAGUGGAUGCUCUUCAGUGAAAUUGCCUUUCUCUCAAAUGUUGUGGACGACCCUUCUCUUGCUGUGUCAAGUCAGUAUCCCGCAGUGGUGGCUCCACCUCACCCUUCAGGCCGCAACCUUCCCAUCUCUCCGGCUCUUGGUUCCUCGCUCAAUGACAAAGCCGACGGUACCUCGAACCUCACCCAGGCAGAUCUCGAAGGCGAAGUGAAAUCUGGCCAGCCAAUUGCAAAGGAUGAUAACAGCAACACCUCCAUAUUGAUUGGCUGCUUGGUGGUCAUCAUCCUCCUCCUCCUGGUUGUCAUAUUUCUCAUUCUCUGGCGUCAGUAUUGGCAAAAGAUUUUAGGAAAGGCUCAACGCCGCAUCUCUGAUGAUGACCUCACUGUCCACCUCUCUGCACCGAACGACACGAUUGUCAUCAACAACACAAUGAGCUCCAACAGACACUCCAACCGAUACGAACGCAUCCUUUCGGGUGAAACGGAAUACCAGGAACCCAACAGGGCACGCAUGAAACUCCCAGAUCUUCCUCACAGUGCUGAGAAUUCUGCUCUGCUGCUCAGCAACCCGGCUUACCAUCUCCUCCUGGCCACCUAUGCCCAGCCAAUGGGAAGGCCUGCUUUCCCGCCACCCAGCCAGGUUAAGCCAAUCAACACCAAUGCGUGUGGGAUUGACUACAUGCAACCAGAACUAGCUGCCAGCCAGCCAAGUUUCCAGAACAAUGUGCCACAUUACGCCGAAGCCGACAUCAUCAACCUGCAGGGAGUGACUGGCGGGAACACAUAUGCUGUCCCUGCUGUUGCGGUGGAUGCCCUUGCCGGCAAGGACAUGGCACUAGGCGAAUUUCCCCGGGAACGGCUGAUCUUCAAGGAGAAGCUGGGCGAAGGGCAGUUUGGAGAGGUCCACCUGUGUGAGGUGGAGAACCCUCAAGAUCUGCCAAGCUUGGAGUUCCCUUUCAACGUGCGCAAGGGACGCCCUCUGCUGGUUGCUGUGAAGAUUCUACGCUCGGAUGCCACCAAGAACGCCAGGAAUGAUUUUCUGAAGGAGGUGAAGAUCAUGUCUCGCCUGAAGGACCCUAACAUUGUGAGGUUGCUGGGGGUGUGCGUGCGGGACGAUCCACUGUGUAUGAUCACAGAGUACAUGGAGAAUGGGGACCUCAACCAGUUCCUGAGUGGACAUGAGCUGGAAGACAAGCUGGGUGGCAGCCCCGGCGGGAGGCCAACCAUCAGCUAUCCCACUCUGGUCCACUUAGGGGCUCAGAUAGCCUCCGGGAUGGCAUUUCUUGCCUCCCUCAAUUUUGUGCACCGGGACUUGGCGACCCGAAACUGCCUGGUGGGUGAAGGCUUCACUAUCAAGAUCGCAGACUUCGGCAUGAGCCGGAACCUCUACGCCGGAGAUUAUUACCGCAUCCAGGGCCGAGCCGUGCUCCCGAUCCGCUGGAUGGCUUGGGAGUGCAUUCUCAUGGGUAAGUUCACCAUGGCCAGCGAUGUUUGGGCAUUUGGUGUUACGCUGUGGGAAAUCCUCAUGCUGUGCCAAGAACAGCCAUACAGUCAGCUCACGGAUGAAGCUGUAAUCGAGAACGCUGGCGAGUUUUUUCGGCAUCAGGGCAAACAGGUCUAUCUCAGCCGUCCGCCCACCUGUCCCUUGGCUGUCUAUGAGAUGAUGUUGAGAUGCUGGGCACGAGAGGCCAAGGACCGCCCAUCCUUCCAACACCUGCACUGCUUCCUGGCUGAGGAUGCCCUCAAUAUGGUGUGAACCAGACUAGCACCGGCCGUCUGACGCUGUGUUAAGACAUUGGACAGCACCACAGAGACUGCUGGAGGCCGGAGGUGGCUCAGAGGCCCUCAUGCGCCAGAUCGUUUUUUUGUGGGACACCUGGUUGUUCCCUCUGGCCCAGCCUUUGCUCGUCCAAAUCUCACUAUUCACCUUCCAAUAUGUGGUUUUCUUUCUCCCCCUGUUUUCUUUUCGCCUGAUCAUCUCGAACCGACUUAUUUCAUCACACAAUCUAAAAUUGCUAUUCUGAAAUUCUUACCUGAUGGUUUUUUUUCUUCACUCUGUUAACUCCUAUUUCUCCUAGUCCUAAGCCAGUCUGUUUCUGCUUUAAACCAACGUGGUGCCUUCCUGCUGUGUGUAGAAACUACAAUUCUCAGCUUUUUAAUAUUUAUCAACCACAGGAUAAGCAACCCGGGUCCCUCCGUGUGUCUGUCCCACAUUCUGUCAAUAACAUUUGCAGCAAAGGACAGUUGUAAGUCCGAAACAUCUGGAGAACAUGAUAUUGUCUGUAGCCAGAGACCAUAUUGGCCAGAAAGUCUUAGUUCCAGUCUUAACACAUCUGGGAGAUACCCAAGCAAGGAAGCUGUUCUGUCAAACGUAGCCCUAUUCAUCCUGCUAUAAUUUGAACAAAUAUCUUAUUACUCGUUCUGCCAGAUGUUUCUUCUCUUGCAUCGUAGCUCUUUCUUCUGUCCUUUGACCUCCAGGUUUUGAAGGUGAGCUAAGGAAGCAAGGUUAGUGGCUGAGGUAUUUAUUGAAGCCCUCUUUCUCUAUUUUCCUUCCUUCGGCAGCAAACCAGGCAUAGUAUCAUAAUUCUGAUUGGGCUAAUCAUGUCCUUCGCAUCCAUUCGAUGCUAGCAGCAGCUCUGUGAGCAGGUUGAUUGUAAAUGCAAAAGAUCUCAUUCCUCAAUUUCACAACCAGACCCAUCCCUAGGUAGCCCUGGGUUUCAGCCCCUCAUUGAGAACCUAAGGAGAGGAUAUUAAUGUUGGCUUGCUUAGCAGGAGUCCGUAAGGACGGCUGCAGUGAAAU